AGGGCGCCGCACGGGCCUGAUGGGGGUGAUCCAGGGUUUCGGGGACGCUGAGCGCCACUUUCCUCCUCCUUGGCAGUGAGAGAGAGAGGGACGAGGGGGAAGCGGGCUGCUGUCCUGCCAGGUCACUUUCGCUGCGCUAUUCCGCGAGCUCCCGGCAGGAGGUGAAAGUCCCCGGCGGGGUCCGGAUGGCGCAGUUGAGCUGCGCCUGCUGAACUCGCGGCCGCCUGCGCACGCAGGGCGCGGGGACUCGUCUCGGCUGCUCCCCCACUUCGCGGCGGACGAUCGGUUCCCGGACACGCCGCCUACGAGACAAUUUGACAGUUGCAGAGAGGGAUUUUAAGGCCACUUCUGACUUGCCAAGCUCGCCUCCGACCUGAAAGACCAAAGGCUGCCGUGACUGGAGGGGACCCCCGUUGGAGAAAUGGCAGUGACUUCCCGCCACGUGAUCACCACCAUGUUCGCCCUGAUGAGCUCCUGUCUGGCUGGUCCAGAGCCCAGCACCCCGUGUGAGCUGUCACCGAUCAACGCCUCUCAUCCUGUCCAGGCCUUGAUGGAGAGUUUCACCGUUCUGUCUGGCUGCGCCAGCAGAGGCACAACUGGGCUUCCUCAGGAGGUUCACGUCUUAAACCUCCGCAUUGCGAACCAGGGAGCAGGGCAGCUGCACAGGGAGGUUACACUGCAUCUGAGACCCAUCUCCUCAGUUCACAUUCACUACAAGCCUGUUGUGUUCCUGCUCAACUCCCCACAGCCCCUGGUCUGGCAUCUGAAGACAGAGAGACUGGCCAACGGCGUUCCCAGAUUUUUCUUGGUGUCGAAGGGCUCUAAAGUCCAGUUUUCAUCAGGAAACUUCUCCUCAACAGCGGACACAGAAGAGAGGACUUUUCCUCAAGGAAACGAGCAUCUGCUAAACUGGGCCCAGAAGGUAUACGGAGCGGUGACUUCAUUCACGGAACUCAAGAUAGCAAGAAACAUCUACAUUAAAGUGGGGGAAGAUCAAGUGUUUCCUCCCAUGUGCACCAUCGGAAAGAAUUUUCUCUCGCUCAAUUACCUUGCUGAGUACCUUCAACCCAAGCCUGCCGAAGGCUGCGUCCUGUCCAGUCAGCCCCAGGAGAAGGAAGUACACAUCAUUGAACUAAUCGCCCCCAACUCAAACACACACAGCCCCCUCCAGGUGGAUAUAGUCAUUGACAUACAACCCGCUCGAGAGGGCCCUGAGGUGGUCAGAGACCUCAUCCUCAUCCUGAAGUGCAAGAAGGAUGUCAACUGGGUGAUCAAAUCCUUUGACGUCAAGGGAAGCCUGAAAGUUAUUGCUACCAACAGCGUUGGCUUUGGAAAAGACAGUGAAAGAUCCAUGACAGUGACCAAGUCGAUAAAAAACGACACCCUUUCCACCCAAGAGAAUCUGGUGCAGUGGGCAUUGGAUAAUGGCUACAGCCCAGUGACGUCAUACACCAUGGUGCCUGUGGCGAAUAGAUUUCAUCUCCGGCUUGAGAACAAUAAUGAGGAGAUGAGAGACGAGGAAGUCCACACCACUCCUCCAGAGCUUUGGAUCCUGCUGGGCCAUGGCCACGGGCCUGCCCUGGAUAACCCACCCUUCCUGGGAGGGAAGAACAAAGAUGAAGGUCUCCCGUUCUCUUUCGGGAAUAUCCCCAAGAAAGGCUGGAAGGAGGGAGAAGAUAGGAUUCUCCAUCCAAGGAAUCCUGCCAUUCCCAGCAUCCCACUGUUUCGGGACCACAGAGAGCCGGAAGAAGUACAGGGGGGUGUGGCCAACGCCUUGUCGGUCAAGUGUGACAGUGAAAAGUUGACCGUAACUGUGAGCAAAGACUCCCUCAGAGACUCUCUCAAGACCGGUAACUACUCAGAGAUAGAGCUCACCCUGUCAAAUCAUUCAUGCAAAGCCAAAAUGAACAGCACCCACUUUGUUUUGGAGUCCCCCCUGAAUGGCUGUGGCACUGGACACUGGCGGUCAGCCCCUGACGGUGUGGUCUACUAUAACUCAGUUGUGGUACAGACGCCGUCCCGUGGGGAUAGCAGCGGCAGCGGGUCAGGUGGCUUUGAAGACUUGGAGUCAGGUGACAGUGGAUUUUCAGGAGACACAGAUGAAGGAGAGGCCGUCCCCCUGAGCCGAGCUAGAACUGUGAAGGUGUUCCAGUUUAACUGCAGCUUGCGGCAGCUGAGGAAUCCCAGUGGCUUCCAGGAUCCGCUCGAUGGAAACAUCACCUUCAACAUGGAGCUGUACAGCACAGACCUCUUUCUGGUGCCCUCCCCCGGGGUCUUCUCUGUGGCAGAGAACGGGCAUGUUUAUGUGGAGGUAUCCGUCACCAAGGCCGACCAAGAACUGGGCUUUGCCAUCCAAACCUGCUUUGUCUCUCCGUUCUCAAACCCGGACAGGAUGUCUGAUUACACCAUUAUCGAGAACAUCUGUCCCAAGGAUGAGUCUGUGAAAUUCUACAGCUCCAAGAGAGUGCACUUCCCCAUCCCGCACGCCGAGGUGGACAAGAAACGCUUCAGCUUUGUCUUCAAGUCCGUGUUCAACACCUCCCUGCUCUUCCUACAGUGUGAGCUGACGCUGUGCACCAGGAGGAAGGGCCCGCAGAGGCUGCCGAAGUGCGUGAGUCCUGAUGAGGCCUGCACCUCUCUAGAUGCCGCCAUGAUCUGGACCAUGAUGCAGAAUAAGAAGACGUUUACCAAGCCCCUGGCUGUGAUCCACCAGGCAGAUUAUAAAGAAAACGUUCCAGACACUAAAACUAAGGAGUCCAGUCCAGUUCCUCCCCCUCCACAGAUUUUCCAUGGUCUGGACACACUAACCGUAAUGGGCAUUGCCUUUGCUGCCUUUGUUAUUGGAGCACUCCUGACGGGGGCCUUGUGGUACAUCUAUUCCCACACAGUGACCAUCAAAUACGGCAAGAGAUUCCAUACGAACUCGGGGUUAAAGGAUGCGGCUCCAGAGAUGUUUCUGGGCACCAAGAAAGGCGUAGGAGAAACAGCCAACACUGCAGGGCUUGUUCCUUAA
Molecule: messenger RNA, 3013 nt
Organism: Microtus ochrogaster (prairie vole)
Lineage: Eukaryota; Metazoa; Chordata; Mammalia; Rodentia; Cricetidae
Gene: Tgfbr3
Product: transforming growth factor beta receptor 3
Exons: 17
Coding region: 422-3013 (863 amino acids)
Biological process (GO): transforming growth factor beta receptor signaling pathway; regulation of transforming growth factor beta receptor signaling pathway; epithelial to mesenchymal transition
Molecular function (GO): transforming growth factor beta receptor activity; transforming growth factor beta binding; glycosaminoglycan binding
Source: RefSeq, a predicted model, not a curated record